UACUACUAACGGAGAAAGUGUCCUCCUGUUAACGAGUCUGCUCUUUGUUUAUAUUCUUAUGUCAACUAACUCAUGAUGAUUACGCUUGCUGAUAUUUCCAUAGUUUGACAUUAGAAAUUUUAUCAUGGAAGAUAACAGAAAUAUUGACAAAGAAAUUUUAAAUCUUGACCAAAGUAAUAACAUGUCUGGUGAUGCGAAUAGGACCGCAGCUGAAUGUGAAAAUAUUAACAGUAAUGUGUCUGAAGUACAAACACAGACCAGAAAUGCUUCAAUUAGUUCUUUACCUUCCUCUAUAAUGGGUGUUCGCUAUGCACAUGUCAAUUGUAAACCCUAUCUAGCUGUCGCAAUUUUAUGCUUUAUAAAUCUCAUCAAUUACAUGGACAGAUAUACUCUAGCUGGUGUCUUGCAAGAUGUUAAAUCCUAUUAUGGACUAGAUGAUUCUGAUGCUGGUCUUCUCCAAACUUCAUUUAUAAUUAGUUACUUAAUUAUGGCUCCAGUAUUUGGGUAUUUAGGAGAUCGUUACAAUAGACGCUAUAUUAUGGCUUUUGGUAUAUUGUUUUGGAGUGCUACUACAUUCUUAGGAUCAUGCAUUCCUAAUUCAUAUUUUUGGUGGUUUAUGUUCACUCGAGCAUUAGUUGGUACUGGCGAAGCAAGCUAUUCCACUAUUGCACCAACUGUCAUAGCUGAUUUGUUUACUGAUAAUCUUAGAACUCGAAUGCUGUCUUUGUUUUAUUUUGCCAUUCCUGUCGGAAGUGGUUUAGGUUAUAUUGUUGGACCUGGAGUUGCUAACCUUAUUGGGCACUGGUAUUGGGCCUUACGAGUGACUCCUGUGCUUGGAAUAUUGGCAGUUGUAUUAUGCUUAACUGUUCUAGUAGAACCUCCCCGUGGUGAAGCUGAAGGUGGAGUUUCACUAGAGACUACAAGUGUGAUUGAAGACAUAAUUGCAGUAUUCAAAAUACCGUCUUUCUUAUGGGUGACUUUGGGCUUCACUUGUGUUACCUUUUCUGUUGGAGCUUUAGCAUGGUGGGUACCAGAUUUCAUGACAAAUGCUCUUGAAGUGCAUGGUGAAAAACCUGACAAAGUUUAUGUGUCUAUUGUAUUCGGUGCUAUUACAUGUUUUGCUGGGAUUGUUGGUGUAGUUCUCGGAUCAGCUACUUCUCAAUAUUACAGGAAAUAUAAUCCUAGAGCUGACCCAUUAAUUUGUGCAUACAGCAUGAUUUUAGCAGUUCCUCUUGUGUAUUUAGCUUGUAUUACUGCCUCACCUUAUACUUAUUUAUCAUAUGUUUUCAUCUUUUUCGGGGUGACACUUUUAUGUAUGAAUUGGGUGUUAGUAGCUGAUAUUGUUUUGUAUGUUGUUGUGCCGAGGCGUAGGUCUAUGGCAGAAGCUAUUCAAAUAACCGUCUCUCAUCUCUUAGGAGAUGCAUGUAGCCCGUAUAUUGUAGGCCGUAUCUCUGAUAGAAUAUCUGGUGGUGAUGAAAGUCCUAUGGCUAAAUAUCUUAGUAUGCAGUAUUCUCUCUUUAUACCUGUAUUUAUAUUGGUUGUAGGAGCAUCGUGCUUUUUUAUAAACUCAUUCUACGUUGUUGAAGACAAAGAAAGAUGUUCUAAACAAAUGCAAGGGGAUAUAUCUGCUGCUCUUCUAUCAAAUAUUGUGGAUGUUUCUGAAUCAGAUAAUCUCCACAAAAGGAUAAAUUCAAGCGACCCUGAUAAUUCACCAUGAAUGGAAGUUUGUUGUUUGUGUUUUAGAUCUUGAAAAUUGUCAUAAGUAUGGAAAUGUUUAUUUCUACUUUUGUAACUUUAUUAAUAUUCUGAAAUCUAUUUUAUUUUGUUUUGUAUGUCGUAAAAAAACAAAAUGGUUAAAAAAAAAAGGAUUUUACUUUUUUUGAUGUUUACAUUUAUGUUCUCAUGAUCUGAAGUAGAAAAAAAUAUUAUAUAAAGAAAGGUAUUAACACGAAAUUUAGAAUAUUCAACCUUUCAGCUCUUUGUAUUGAUGUGUAAAUUAUGAAAAAUAAUAGGGAAAUAGGUUUUGUAUGUUUUUAUAAUUCAAGGUUGUAAAUUUCCUGUACAGUAUGCGACUAUCAAUUGCUCUAAUUCAUUCUUAAAUAUUUUAAAAUUUUUGCAUUCUGAACCUUUAAAAUUAAACAAGAAGUGUCUCUGUAAUGUUUAUUAUUGUGAUUUAUCUCUUUUCUAUUUCUAGUCCGCAUACAGUGGUUGUGCAAUUUUCAACUUGUACAUUUGAAGAAUUUUUUUUUAAAGCAAAGGGUUGUAAGCAUGUAAAUGAUAUUUUACUCAUUUUAUAAAAGGGAAAAUAAACAUAUUUAUUUAAAUA
Messenger RNA from Argiope bruennichi, 2326 nucleotides. Its product is annotated as protein spinster homolog 3-like. The coding region runs from base 125 to 1717 and encodes 530 amino acids. Gene Ontology annotation, biological process: transmembrane transport. Gene Ontology annotation, molecular function: transmembrane transporter activity. The transcript is spliced from 11 exons. NCBI's taxonomy places the organism in Eukaryota, Metazoa, Arthropoda, Arachnida, Araneae, Araneidae. Gene Ontology annotation, cellular component: membrane. The record is from RefSeq and is a predicted model, not a curated record.